This is a messenger RNA of Bactrocera latifrons, 663 nucleotides long. RefSeq names its product endocuticle structural glycoprotein SgAbd-9-like. The transcript is spliced from 2 exons. The record is from RefSeq and is a predicted model, not a curated record. Gene Ontology annotation, molecular function: structural constituent of chitin-based larval cuticle. Bases 97 to 540 code for a protein of 147 amino acids. Gene Ontology annotation, cellular component: chitin-based extracellular matrix. Lineage: Eukaryota; Metazoa; Arthropoda; Insecta; Diptera; Tephritidae.
CUAUUCUAGACAGUGAAGCAGCUUCAGGCUAUCGGCACGCACUUCUUUCUAAUAUUUCGUCACACCGAAAGCAAAUCCUCAAAUUAUUAAUUAAAAAUGGCUAAAUUGUGCGUGGUCCUGUUCAUUUGCGCCUCAGCUGUCGCGCUCGCCUCAGCUGCCACCAUACGCGAUCGCCCCCUGGCGAUAGGCAAACCAGUGGUUGCUGUUGUGCAGACCGAGAAGGAGAAGGAGUUUGUGCCAAUUGUGAAAUCGGUGGCGGAGCGCAAAGAUGAUGGCUCUUUCGUCUUCUCCUACGAAGGUGCCGAUGGCACGCAGCGCGAAGAGGUUGGCAUUGUAAAGAACGCCGGCACCGACGAGGAGACUUUGGAGGUUUCGGGCUCUUACCGUUACUACGAUGCCGAUGGUCAGCUGAUCGAAGUGCGUUAUACCGCGGGCGAAAAUGGUUUCGUGCCACAAGGAACGAAUAUUCCACAAGAAAUCACGGCAGCAGCGCAUGCCGCAGCUGAGGUAGCGCGUCGUCAGCCGGUGGAAGUGAAAUGAGGUGCGUGUGUUUGGGCGACAAAUCAGUGAUUGGAGUAGUUUGAAGUGCUUUAUAAGUACGCGUGUCUAUUGCUAAUAAAUUAAAGAAUUACAUUUUGAUAAUAAGAAACAAAAGUACAAAAA